Molecule: messenger RNA, 2256 nt
Organism: Linum trigynum
Lineage: Eukaryota; Viridiplantae; Streptophyta; Magnoliopsida; Malpighiales; Linaceae
Source: the annotation of a GenBank genome assembly
ACACAUAUAAGAGAGAGAUAUAUAUUCUCCCCUCCUCUAUCCCCUCUCCAAACAACCAACUCUCUCUCUCUCUACCGGCCAUCGGGAAAUCUCAACCGCCGGCCAAAACCUCCAUUCUACUCCCUCGCUUUUGUGAUAAGAUCAACAACCGAAAUGGCUAUUACAGGAAGAGAUAUAGAUCGAAUCAAAGGUCCAUGGAGCCCCGAGGAAGACGACAAGCUCCAGCGCCUCGUCGAGAAGCACGGCCCGCGGAACUGGUCGCUGAUCAGCAAGUCGAUCCCCGGCCGAUCGGGGAAAUCCUGCCGACUUCGGUGGUGCAAUCAGCUCUCGCCGCAGGUCGAGCACCGCGCCUUCACGGCGGAGGAGGACGACACGAUCGUCCGGGCCCACGCUCGGUUUGGGAACAAGUGGGCGACGAUCGCCCGCCUCCUCCAGGGCCGCACCGACAACGCCAUCAAGAACCACUGGAACUCCACGCUCAAGAGGAAGUGCUCUUCCUCCUCUUCCGCGUCGGACGGCGGCGGCGGGGAAGGAGGGUACGAUGGUAAUUUGGGGGAUUGCUGCCAGCCGUUGAAGAGGUCGAUGAGUGCGGGAUCCGGUGCGCCCGUCUUCACGGGAGUUAGCAUGAACCCCGGGAGUCCAUCUGGAUCUGACGUCAGCGACUAUUCCAGCGUGCCAACUGCGCCUCCUGUUUUAUCCGCCGCUCCUGCCCCGCACGUGUUCAGGCCCGUGCCGAGAACCGGCGGGGUGGUCCCACCGGCCGAAGCUACGGCCGCCGCUGCGACGGCGUCGUGUAGCAGCAGAAACGAAGACCCGCCCACUUCCUUGUGUCUGUCCCUCCCAGGGACCGAUUUUUCCUCCGACGCCGCCUCGACCCCUCGAGUUCCCGAGCCAACUCACAAUCAUCAUCAUCAGGCCGCUACUACUGCCAUGGCACUGUUGCCGCCGAUGAUACCUCCGGCGCCAAUCACCGUUCCGGCAUCGGCGAAUAAUCUAGUGGUGGAGCCGUCCGGGUCAGGGAUUGUGGGUUUGGGCUCGGAGUUCAUGGCGGUGAUGCAGGAGAUGAUAAAGAGGGAGGUCCGGACAUAUAUGAUGGAGCAGAGGCAGAUUGGUGGUGGUGGCGGCGGCGUCGGUGGUGGUGGGGGUGUUGGAAUGUGUUUCCAGGCGGCGGCAGGCAGUGGGUUCAGGAGUGUUACAGCGGCGGUGAAUAGGGUUGGGGUGGGUAAAAUUGAGUAGAGUGAUUAGUCAGAAAGAAUCCAAGAACUGGACGUAGUUGGUGGGAAAGAAGAUGGGAGGGGGUUGUUUCUUGUUGUUGUUUGGGGAGUAGGGGAAUAAUUUUUGAAGGCCAUUGUACAGAGGAAAAUGGAAGAGAUGGAUGAGGUAAAACAAGGAAGCUGGGGAAUAGUUGCAGAAGAAAGUUAAAAAUCCAGAUAUAUAUAAAUAUAAAUAUAAUAUGUAUGUUAGGUUAAAAGUUGGCAUAUGAAUGGCAUGGCAGCAGAGAUGCGACGAUGGGGAGCCAAAGGAUUUCUCACCCAAUUCAAUGAUGAAGAGAAACACAAACAUGUCUUGUGAGAUUUGGGGCGAAAGUGGUAAGGAAGAGAAACCCUACCACCUCAUGAAAUGAAAGCAAUUUCAAAUUGAAAACUCUGAGACUAUUAGGCAAUUUCUAGAUUUGUUCAUCCAUUAUUGCUCUUCAUCAGAAAUUGCAAACUGCAAUCACUCCCAUGUCCAAAAUAUGCUUCUCUAUUAUUACCCGUCAAAGGUCAAUUGUGAAGGGGAACGAACGUUAACUAUGGUUGGUUGGGGAGGUGGUUUGGCAGUUUUAGUUGCGAGAAAGAUCUGGAAACUUUGUGUAUUAUUAAUGAGAGAUGGAAAACGGAAAACGAAGCAAGUUUGGAAGAGGAACACGAUUUCUUCCCGUGGUGGGGCGGUCGACGGGCCCCACAGCGCCAAAGGAGUAGGCAGGCAAAUUGGCAGUUACACAAAACACACGCUUCUUUCUCUCUUUCUCCUCCUUGUUCGAUUUCUGUUACGCCAUCAAUUUGUAACGAAGCAAAACUGAAAUUGAUCUGCCAACUAUACAUCUUCUUUCUUUCUUCUGCCUACAACGUCCAGAAAAAAGUCAAAAGAUAAUCACACCAAGUGGCACUCGGGAAAGCAAGACGAGACGACUCUUUCAUUUACAAUUUUUUUUAAUAUCUAUAAUAAUAAUAAUAAUAUAAACCUAUCCAACAAAACUAAAAUGUUUGUGCACGU